AUGACCGCCAACACUCCUGCGUGUGUAGACGAGGAGGGGUCAGCCAGCAACGACGUGGGAUGCCCGGCCGAUCCGCAUGGGUUUCGCCGUUACCUAAAAAUCGAGGCGCGUAUUCCUGCGGAGAGUGAGUACACUGCACCUACGCGGACCGAAACAUACAGGUACACCACGGUCCCCACCGCUACAGGUGCUCCUGAUGCGUCUGCAUGUGGGAUAAUUGGUAGGACUAGCAAAACCAACACUUAUAUUGUUGUGUGCGCUCGGAGCCGGACAAACGCGGGUUCCGCCCUGCCAAGCCUCCGCUGUCAGCGGAAAGUGAAUGCAACGGCUGGCCGCCACGUGACAGCAUGCUUUGUCACUGCCAAGCAGCAACUCAGCUCGGAUAAAACCGUGGCUGUUCUCUCCCGGAGCACCUUUUCAUACUAUCAAGACAAUCCGGGUGCAGCAGACCACGGUCGCCUCAAGACGCAAGAGUCCCGGCAUCUCGACCAGUUCCCCAUCAUACAAACAUGGCAGUAUGAGGCUCUCGAUGACGGGAGCAGAUUGGCGAAUAUCACCAACAUUACGACUUGGGGCGACCUGUCAAUCCAGGAAAAGACCGUCUACUGCAGUAUAACCGGGCGUACUCUACAGCAUACCAACAAGGCAGGCGUGGAAGAGCAAUUCGAUUACAAUAUGCUCGAGCAGAUCUGGAAAACAACCACCUCACCCAACACGGAUUUUGAGACCGUUCGCGUGCACGAGUAUGCUGUGCUUGGGGAGGGCUUGGGAACUGAAGUCUCUGUGACCGAUGCCAACGGAGUCAAGACACGUUAUACGCGUAACUACAAUGCUCAAGGUCAAUUCUCCGAGGUAACGACCAUCGACUGGCUAACGACGGACGGGGACAAUCCCGCGACAUGCGAGAUGCAGCAACGCCUCGAGUUUGACGAUUGGGGCCAACACUGCAAGACUACCGACAACAGCGGACGAGUCACCAUUUCCAUCACCGACCCGAUUGACCAGUGCACCACGAUUGGUGUCGAAGGAGAAGGGACCAUGACCACCUGGCACAAUCUGGCGGGGCUGCCGACACGGACCCUAUUCCGUAAAGCGGAUGGAACAGACUACAGCGCAAAGGUAUCCAGCUAUGACGGACUGUAUCGUCUCGUCCGGGAGCAAGAUCCACUUGGACGAGUCACUGAGUACGCGUCCGACAGCUUUGACCGCAUUACGGACACCACCUGGCUGCCUGGCGGCCGGACGACCACCACGACCAACACCGACCAAAGCUCAACAGAGCUACCGUGCAAGGUCGUCUUAAACCGGCAGUCCGUUGUGGGAGAACAGCGGUUUGACGGAUUAGGGCGAAUGAAGGUGCGAAGCGUUGGGCCACGCGUCACCUCACAGAACUACAACGGCAACACCCCCGAGCCUAGUGAAAUCUCGGAUUCUCAAGGGGAUGUCGUCUACAUGGAGUACGAGCCAGCGUUACACUACGCUCCUAAAACUGUCACUUGGAAGGAGAGUACAGAUACGAUUGUAUAUGACCCCAAGGUCGGCAAGCCCGCUGAGCUCGGGGGAACAUAUUGCACGGUCACCCAGACCUAUGAUGCCGUGUCUUAUCCGUGGAAGGAGACCUUUGAGAUCUACGACGGGUCCAUGGAGAACGACGAGUGUGGGAGACUGAGUGUUCAGAAUCAAGGGGACUCCGAGGUGGCAUUUACUUAUGACACAGCGAGUCGUUUGGCAGUGUACCAGAUCCAAGAUCAGAAGGCAGAACUCAUGGUAUCGUCGGAAUUGACAUACGAUGACUUUGGCCGAGAAACAGCACGCACGGUGAAGAGAGGGGAGGAGGUCCUCUUAACCAUAAUACAGGAGUUCAAUACACUAGGAUUGAUUGAGUCACGGUCAAUGCAAGAUGGACAAGCCUCCAUUCUGCGCAGCGAAGGAUUCGAGUACGAUGAUUACAACCAUCUCAUGUAUUACGAGUGCUCUGGGCCGCAAGCGCCCGCUGACGAACAAGGAAGACUCCUGCAAUCGCAGUCUUUCACCUUUGACGACUUUGAUAAUAUCACCAACAAGACGACGGUAUGUCAAGGAGACCAGGGACAGAACGUGACUACGUAUCAGUAUAGCUUGUGGACUAAUGGCCUGGGGGUGCCGGGUAGCCGCAGUGUCGACAUGUUUGAGGUGCGCCUCAAAGGUGAGGUGUUGGUCGAGAAUGACUCCAACGAACUGGGCUGUCGCGCCGUCCCCAAAGGUGGUGGUUCGGCCCCCCAGGCCCCGCCCUGGGAGGUGGAAGUGAAUGAGCGGGAACUUCGAUGGUUGCUAUAA
Molecule: messenger RNA, 2316 nt
Organism: Aspergillus thermomutatus
Lineage: Eukaryota; Fungi; Ascomycota; Eurotiomycetes; Eurotiales; Aspergillaceae
Exons: 5
Coding region: 1-2316 (771 amino acids)
Source: RefSeq, a predicted model, not a curated record